Messenger RNA from Carlito syrichta (Philippine tarsier), 4010 nucleotides. It is a transcript of the gene PKIA, whose product is annotated as cAMP-dependent protein kinase inhibitor alpha. The coding region runs from base 413 to 643 and encodes 76 amino acids. Gene Ontology annotation, cellular component: cytoplasm; nucleus. Gene Ontology annotation, molecular function: cAMP-dependent protein kinase inhibitor activity. The transcript has 4 exons. Gene Ontology annotation, biological process: negative regulation of cAMP-dependent protein kinase activity. The record is from RefSeq and is a predicted model, not a curated record. Lineage: Eukaryota; Metazoa; Chordata; Mammalia; Primates; Tarsiidae.
AGCGGCGGGCGGGCGCGGUCUCCAGGCGCCCUUCCCUGCGGCCGGGCGCGCUGCCUCUCCCCCCGCGGCUGGCGCGGAAUGUGCUGAUCCGGCCCGGGGCGGGGGAUGACUUCAUGCGGCCGGACUCGGCGGCGGGAGCGGCCGUCGCAGCUGGCAGGUGGGGCGGAGGCCGGCGCGGGCUGACCACACUCUCACGGCCCGGCGCGAAGGGACUGCGGCCCGGGGCGGCGGGCGCCCGCGACAUGCGCUGACUCGGUCCGGGGAAGUUUCCUGGGAAGGACUGGUUUCCCCCCCAAAAAGUGAUUUCUGAUCGAAACCUACAGGUGAUCUUCAAGAAAAAAGAAUCCAGUAAAGUCAAUGAAUUAAGAACAAGGUUUUCAAUCAGUCCCUGCUAUGUGGAUAUUUGUUAGCAAUGACUGAUGUGGAAACUACAUAUGCAGAUUUUAUUGCUUCAGGAAGAACAGGUAGAAGAAAUGCAAUACAUGAUAUCCUGGUUUCCUCUGCAAGUGGCAACAGCAAUGAAUUAGCCUUGAAAUUAGCAGGUCUUGAUAUCAACAAGACAGAAGGCGAAGAAGAUGCCCAACGAAGUACGACAGAACAAAGUGGGGAAGCCCAGGGAGAAGCAGCAAAAUCUGAAAGCUAACACCCCACUUUGACCUUCAACAAUACCUGCUGAUGUCUCAAAUCUCCAGGAGUGUCUGGAAUGCAUUUGUUUCCAUGAGUGAAAAGGGGGGAAAGAAAAUGGCUGUGCUGCAUUGCAGGAACCUGCUCAUUAUCAUGUUAAAAAUGAGGGCAGAGGCUGUGGCUGCAGACAGACUUUUCUCUACCUCUGUCAUUAGCAAUGGUUGAAAUCAUGUGGCUUGUGUUUGGGCAUCAUUUUUGUAUGGAUCCUUUCACUUGACCAUAUGAUGAAAUGCUUGUAGAGAGUAGCACUGACCUAGAUGAUGAUUCUUCCUGUAGUAUCUGGCCCCUCACAAUGUCAGAGGAUUUAAUUGUGUUUAAUUGCGAAGGGUUGGUUGAACCCAGAGUUUAAAUAUCUCUGGCUCAAGUGUUCACCCAGUAAAAGAACCAUCCAGAAAGCACUGUUUUUAGCAUUAUGUAUCCGUGUGUUUCUGCUGUGUUAUUUACACUGUUUUGUAUUGUACAAUAUAGAUGCUCAGCACUGCCCCUUCUCUGAUUGCUAUGAAAAACAAAAAUGUUGUACAUUACUGUGAAUUUUUAUACCACUCAUUUUUAAAAGGGCUGUUUUGUUUUGUUUUUAAUUUUCCAUAAUGUGAUGGUAUAUGCAGGAUAGAACACACUUUUUAAAAACAUAAUCUUUUCCCUUGAUCACUGUAUGUUGAUGAAUUUAUUGAGGCUAACAGAUUAAUCAAGACUUCUUCACUUUAUUACACCUGCAUUUGAAAACAUCCAUUAAUGUGAAUAUUACCUGAAUUCAGUCAGUUUGGUGUCUACACAGACUGGAAUUCAAUCUGUUAAUUUUGUUUUACACCUAAAUGGAGAUCUUCUCCCAACUAACAUUUUUAUUUUUAAUCAUGGUAAUUUUGGAGAUUUGGAAAGGUAGAAAAGAAAAACCAAGAUAAUACUAAAAGCUGAAAAUAUUUGUUCUAUGGAAUCAGAUUUCUCAAAAUGUUGUAUGCUACUAUUUAAAUUUUGGAGGAUUUACUUAUUUCCACCAGGCUGAAAAGAUGGGGAAAGUAACCUUACUGCAAUCAGGUGGACACCAACCACAGAAGUAAAGUCUUUGUGUUGUGUUUUUCAUGUAUUUUUUCAGCCCUAUCAAAUCCAGAUGUUAUUAUGCACUUUGUAAUGUUUGUAAACUUUUACUAAUAAUUAGUGUGAAUUGCAUUCUGGUACAAUAAUUUUCAUCAUUGGAAGCUAACACAAUUCUCAUUAAUACUGUGUUUGAUGACCUUUGCUGUAUUUUGACAUCAUGGUUCUUAUAUGGAAAGUUUUUGUGAGCUAUGUAAUCCCUCUGGUCAGUAUUAUGAAAUCAUUUAUCAGAGGUAAUAAAUAAGGAACCAGUAAUAUGCUAAUGGUUCAUGAAUUACUGGACAACAGCAGGCAACAGGAAGUCCCUUUAUGAUAAACAGCCACUCAAGGGUUGAUGGUUCCAGGCAAAGUGGGUAGAACAGCAUUUCAAUGGGUAAUCUAUGUGGUUUGCCAGGAAUUCAGCCCUUCUCAGUAGUUACACACAGGUAAGUCUGACUUUUCAACUGACUGGAAUAGAUAAUAGGUCUCAUUUAGUCCUCAAUCAGAUACUACUAUGAAAAAAGUUAAUGUGAGCCUUUCUGACAACAGAAAGAGAAAAGAUUAUAUUCUAGCAUACUUCAUUCAAUAAUCCUAUCAGGGGACAAAAUGUCCAGUUAAAAUUCAAACAAAUCACCUAUUAUAAUACUCACAAAUGUGAAAAAAGGUUUCUGGGGCUAUUUUAGACAAUCUCUGGUAGUCUUUUUAAAACUCCCAACCCCUAUAAUCGGUUGUCAAUAUCCUUAUUUACUAUCUUGAUAGCUGCCUGUGAAUCUAAAGUUCUCUUCUUUCCUAUAGUUGUGGAAAUCCAAAUCAAUUUUAUGUGAUUUUUGUAAAGUUUAGAACCAGUGCUGAGUAUAUGUGGAGGGUUUAUAUUUCUAUGUGAUACACUAUUAUUAAUGCAUGUGGUUCCAUGCUUGUCUUUGAAUCUAUAAAUAGUGCUAAAUUGCAAAGUCAUAUGGAGCUUUUGACUUAGUUUGACUUCUUACUGCUGCUUUGUUUACUAUAUUCAAACCCAGAGGCAUUCCAAAGCUGGGAAGAUAAAAAUUGACUUUCCAAAAUAUCCACAUCCUAUACAUUUUGCUUGGCAAGAGUUCACAGUAUCUUUCAAAAUUUAUUUUAAUAUCUUUUAUUUGCAAGUUAGUAAUACACAUGGAUCUGAAAUUUUAAGAAGAGAAGGAAAGGGCAGGAAACUAAGGCUUUGAUUUUGAUAGUAAUCAUUGGUUGCCUAUUAGCCAACUAUCCCCUUGCUAGUUAGUCACUUUGCAGCACAUAUGAUCCCUUAGAGUGGCAUUGUUCUCCCCUUAUUGAAUGCUAGAUUAGAAAACUAACAUUUGAUAAGGUAUAACUUUUAGAAAUUUACAAAUAAGUGGUCAGUUUAGGUUUGCACUUAUGUUUGUCUGUUGCCAAUGAUCUUUCUACUGCACAUGUCAUAAAAUUAAAGCCAACUGCAGAGCUGGAAGGAAACAUUUAGAGAUGGACUUGUUCGGCCUCCUUAUUUUAGAGAAGAAAACUGCAUCCCAGAAAGAAAAAUUGCCCUUCUCAGGAUUACUCAAAUGGGUAAUGACACUGAUGUGAGUAGAAUACAGAAAGUAUUCUUCUUUUUAAAGAAAUUUGAUUAUAACUAAUUUCAGGGGUAUACUUCCCAUAAGAUGUUUUUCUGAUUCAUGCUGACACUUUUUUUGUUUUGUGCUACUUAUUUAGUUUAAUUGCAUUUUGUUAAUUAAAAUAAGAACAUAAAGUUUUUUUAACUUAUUUGCGGAAAGUGUGAAAUUGUCAAAUUUACCUUUUAUCAGUUAUAAGCAUCCUAUCCGAACAUAUUGUUAUCACAAAUUCCUAGAAAUAUUUUCCCAAUAAAUAACAGACAUUGAGAUCUUACUCAGGCAAUACUCCCAGUACUGCUAAGACUAAGGUAUAGAGACCCUACACUUAGCCUUACUUGGAUAUGACGGCAAUGAACCAUUUUUGAAGAUGAAUGAUGCUGCAAUUUCUCUUCAGAAAACCAAUAAUGGGUAAAGAAAUGUAACUGCUGGGCAGCAAAGCUUCUGAGUGAAACCUAUAGUAGUAGAGUGAAAAAAAUGUAGUCAAGUGAAAACAGGAAAGGAUCUAUGAUGUAUGGUGUCUUAAUAGGCCCUAAAUUGUUCUUUAAUUGCAAGAGUGGCAGUCUCUGAAGUCAUUUGUGAGCUUGUAUGACUUUUGUAUUUAGUGAUGUUGCAUGCUCACAUAUUGAUAUUAAAAGUAACACAUUUUUCUGAAAUCUA